AUGCCUUCUCCAUCUUCCGACUCCCACAUCCCAAAAGCAGGUGACCGUAGCACGCUCUGUUCUUCCAUAUUCCACUUUCUUGAAUCACAUUCUUCGCUUCAUCUCGGCGGAGACGAAGACUUUCACGCUGAGCGGAGAAAGCAUCUUGAAGUCUUUGGUUUUCACAACAUCCCAGAAGACAAGCAAUAUGCCAUUGGGAGAGUAGAGUUUACGGCUGUGCGAGGCCCGCAUGGAAUGAUUCCAGUCCGAAUUCUGUAUCCGAAAAGCGGAAAGGCAGAAGGCGAGAACGGGGCAUGGGUAUAUUUCCAUGGCGGGGGGUACACAGUAGGAAGUGUAGAUGAGUUUGAGAAUGGGUUGAGGCAGGUUGCUGAGGAGAGUGGGGUACAGGUCUGUGCAAUCGACUACCAUCUCGCACCAGAGUUCAAAUUCCCAACCCAACUAGACGAAUACGACACCGUUAUCGAUUGGCUUCAGGGCGGAGGAGGCAAAGCACGAGGCGUUCACCCUGAUCGUGUCUGUGGCGGCGGCGAUUCAGCAGGCGGAAACAUGACAGCAGCAAUCUGUCACUGA
Molecule: messenger RNA, 570 nt
Organism: Alternaria arborescens
Lineage: Eukaryota; Fungi; Ascomycota; Dothideomycetes; Pleosporales; Pleosporaceae
Exons: 2
Coding region: 1-570 (189 amino acids)
Molecular function (GO): hydrolase activity
Source: RefSeq, a predicted model, not a curated record